This is a messenger RNA of Pochonia chlamydosporia 170, 960 nucleotides long. RefSeq names its product gentisate 1,2-dioxygenase. The transcript is spliced from 3 exons. The record is from RefSeq and is a predicted model, not a curated record. Bases 1 to 960 code for a protein of 319 amino acids. Lineage: Eukaryota; Fungi; Ascomycota; Sordariomycetes; Hypocreales; Clavicipitaceae. Gene Ontology annotation, molecular function: dioxygenase activity.
AUGAGUUCACAAGCUUUUACAGAUGGCGAUGCCUUGGUGCAAGCACUGGGCGAUGUAAACGUUUCGCCCUUGUGGGCACAGAUGGCGCGUCUGAAUCCCGCUGCUCCUAAUCCAACUACAAGACCAUUUAUUUGGAGAUAUGAACAAAUUCGACCGUACCUCUUGAGUGCAGGGCAGCUCAUCAAGGAAGAACAAGCAGAGAGACGAGUUCUUAUGCUCGUGAACCCUGAAAGAACUGCUCCGUAUACAACCGAUACGUUAUACGCUGGGCUACAGCUGGUCAUGCCCUACGAAACAGCCCCGGCACAUCGACACUCAGCCUUUGCUGUACGUUUCAUUAUUGAGGGUCGGGGUGGCUUCACUGCAGUUCAAGGACAGCGUGUGGCGAUGAAUCCUCGCGAUGUCAUCAUCACGCCGACCUGGAAUUGGCAUGAUCAUGGUAAGAAGGGGGCUAAUGAAGAAGGAGGUGACGAUGAGCCUAUUAUUUGGCUCGAUGGUCUCGAUUUGCCUGAGUUUGUACACUUCCCAGUGCAUUUCAACGAGCACUAUUCGGAAUCGAGAUAUCCCGCCAAGGAUGUCCAAGAUUCUCCCAUUGUCUUUCCAUGGGCUGAAAUGCAGCGGCGCCUGGAUGAACAAAAGGGUGCAUGGGUUACAGCUCCGUAUCUCAAGAAGGACGGCAGCGAAUUGAGUCUAACUAUUGGGGUAUUGGCUGAGCGCCUAGAGGCAACCUCCCAGUCUCAGGAAGUUCGGGAGACGGCGUCUUCUGUCUAUCAUGUAAUUGAGGGUAGUGGGAGUACGAUCAUUAACGGAAAGAAGACUGAAUGGAAGCAAGGCGACACGUUUUGCAUUCCAGCUUGGAGCCAAUAUCAACACUCUGCCGAGUCUGACAGAGUCUAUCUGUAUCGCUUCGACGAUAAACCAAUGCUCAAGGCCCUAGGCAUGUACCGGGUAGAGGCUUAG